AUGUCUGGCAGCGAUUUGGAUCAACUUUCUAUUAACACCAUCCGAUGCACCGCAGCAGAGAUGGUUCAGAAGGCCAAGUCUGGUCAUCCAGGUGCCCCUAUGGGCUGUGCCCCUAUGGGUCAUGCCAUUUAUGCCCACGCUAUGAAAUAUAACGCUGCCAACCCCCAGUGGUGGAACAGGGAUCGCUUCGUCCUCUCCAAUGGCCACGCCUGUGCUUUGCAGUAUGUGCUUAUGCAUCUUGCUGGUUACAAGGAUGUCGAUAUGGAGCAGCUGAAGAACUCCGUCAGUGUGGAGGUCACUACUGGCCCUCUUGGUCAGGGCAUCUCCAACGCUGUUGGUCUUGCUAUUGCUCAAGCUAACCUUGCUGCUACUUAUAACCGUGAGGGGUAUGAGAUCUUCAACAACUACACAUACACUAUCUGUGGUGACGGUUGCCUCGAGGAGGGUAUCAGCUCCGAGGCAUGUGCUCUUGCUGGUCACUAUGGCCUUGGCCGCCUCAUCCUGCUCUAUGAUGAUAACCAUAUCACCAUUGAUGGUAACACGGACAUUGCAUUCACUGAGGACAUCACUAAGAGGUUCGAAGGUAUGCAGUGGCAGGUCCUUGAGGUCGCUAAGGGCGAUACUGAUCUCUCUGACAUCCUUGCCAAGAUUGAGGAGGCCAAGAAGUGCACUGACAAGCCUACCAUCAUCAAGGUCCAUACCACCAUUGGUUAUGGCUCGGCCAAGCAGGGCACGUCCAAGGUCCAUGGGUCUCCCUUGGGUGACGAGGAUCUCGCCAAUGUGAAGAGGGAGUUUGGCUUCGACCCUGAGAAGCACUUCGAGAUCCCCGCUGAGGUCCGCAGUCUCUACCAGAGCGCCCUUGCUCGCGGAGAGAAGGCCAACAAGGAGUGGGACGAUCUUCUCGCUAAGUUCGCCGAGGCUUACCCUGCUGAAUAUGCUGAGCUCGUCAGACGCUUCAAGGGAGAACUACCCAUUGAUUUGGACGAGUGCAUUCCCAAGUAUCAGCCUGGUGACAAGGCGAAGGCCACUCGUGUCACCAGUGGCGAGGUGCUUGCUGCUCUCAUGAAGCGCCUCCCUGAGAUCGUUGGAGGGUCAGCUGAUCUGACUGCCUCCAACAUGACCAAUAUGGGCAAAUACCCCGUCAUGCAGAAGGGUGCCAUGCAGAACCGCUACAUGGAGUUCGGUAUUCGCGAGCACGGUAUGGCUGCUAUCUUGAAUGGUAUGCACGCCUAUGGUGGCUUCCUUCCCUUCGGAGCCACCUUUGUCAACUUCAUAGGCUACUGCUGGGGUGCUGUCAGACUCUCAUGCCUCUCGAAACAACAG
Molecule: messenger RNA, 1323 nt
Organism: Perkinsus marinus ATCC 50983
Lineage: Eukaryota; Perkinsozoa; Perkinsida; Perkinsidae
Product: transketolase, putative
Exons: 3
Biological process (GO): pentose-phosphate shunt
Cellular component (GO): cytosol
Molecular function (GO): transketolase activity
Source: RefSeq, a predicted model, not a curated record